UAUAUUGGCCCUGUACAACUGCGGAAGCUCAUGGCUGUCGCUGCUUGCGAAAAGCUUGAGUUGCCCUGCUGGUGGAGAAGGCGGAUAACGUGGAGAGCCAUCCUGAUCCUACUGGCAGGAGAUCCUGAAGGAUUUGGAGUAAGGGAUGAAUGUAUUCCAGGGCACCAAUGAUUUAGCUGUGCAACCGAGCUUUCGCGCUAUGGUUGAUUAGUUCCUGCUAUCCAACAAAUCCAUUGAAGUCUCAACGUCACAUCUUAGCAAUCAUCAAAAGUGGCAUUAAGACACGUGCAAACAAAAUUUAUCCUGAUACGAUAUCAUUGCAGCUUACUCCGUAUGAUGGCAGCCUAGAUCGCUGCGUGGGGCACAGGGGAAUGGGAUUCGAUCCCACUAUGACAGGAAGCUAUACAUAUAUCACGGUUGAAAAAAUUCGAUAACCCGGCACAAGAACGACUGCUAUCCAUACCUCCCCCCAACAUGGCAUCUUCGUUGCUUCUGGCGUUCAGCCUGACGGCUAUUGGAUAUGCCGCCGGCUCUCCCCAACAUCCCUGGAAGGACCCCUUUUUUGGAUGUCAGGGCCACCUCACUAAACCAGAGCAGCUCCAUUUCAAUUACGCCGGCGAUCGCGGUAUGAUUGUGAGUUGGAAUACCCCGGAAAAGCUUUCGUUCCCUACGGUGAGAUAUGGCCGAGGCCCGGAGUUGGAUCAUAUUGCAUUCUCGGAGGUCUCCGUUACUUAUCCUACCUCGACGACCUACAGCAACCAUGUUUUGAUCAAACAUCUUGAACCAGACACCCACUAUGAAUUUGCCGUCCACUGUGCCGACGAGAAAGAACGUCACCAGUUCAAAACGAGUCUACCUGCUGGUAACUCUAGACCGUUUGCGUUUGCGUUCUUUGGUGACCUGGGGACGAUGGGCCCCUUAGGGUUGACCACAUACGGACAGAAAGCAGCUCUGAAGCCGGGGGAGAUAAACACAAUGCAGUCGCUGCGAGAAUUUAAGGAUCAGUUUGAGUUCGUCUGGCAGGAUGGUGACCUCGCCUACGCUGAUGACUGGCUCACUGAGGAGAUCAACGGCUUUCUUCCCAAUAUGACCAUUGAAGAUGGAACCACUCUCUAUGAGGAUAUCCUGAACACGUUUUACGACGAGAUGGCCGGGAAUGUGACGAUGGAUCGCCCAUACAUGGUUGGCCCUGGCAACCACGAGGCGAAUUGCGAUAACGGUGGCAAAAAGGAUAAAGCGACUGGCGUGAAAUAUACGGAGAGCAUCUGCGUUGAAGGUCAAACCAAUUUCACUGGCUUCCGCAACCACUUUCGGAUGCCGUCGGAGCAGUCGGGGGGUCUGGAGAACUUCUGGUACUCCUGGGACUACGGCAUGGUUCAUUUUAUCCAAUUCAACACGGAGACCGAUUUCCCCGAUGCACCCGACCUCCCAGGUGGAAGUGCGGCCGAGAACGCUGGCCCCUUUGCUCCCAACGGUACACAGCUGAAAUGGCUGAAGGACGACCUUGCCGCUGUCGACCGCAAGAAGACUCCCUGGGUGAUUGUAGCCGGUCACCGACCCUGGUAUGUCGAUGGUAGCAAAUGUGAUAGUUGUCAGGCAGCCUUCGAACCCCUAUUGCUAGAAUAUGGGGUGGAUAUUGCGCUUUUUGGCCACAAGCAUUUUUACGAACGGUUUACCCCUAUUGCAAAUGGAGAGCCGGACCCUAACGGUCUUGAUAAUCCUUCUGCUCCAUGGUAUCUGGUUAGUGGUGCAGCGGGUCAUUAUGCUGGUUUGGGGACGUUGGACCUACCGUUGGCAAACUAUACAGACAAGGCUAUUGACACGGUGUACGGAUGGAGUCGAUUUACCGUACACAAUUGCACCCAUAUCACACAGGACUUCAUUGCCAGUGCUAACGGUACCGUUUUGGAUUCGGCUACGCUUUAUAAGAACCAUAAUGGAUGCGGCGGCCAUGAGCAUCAUCAUCAUCACUAAACAACACGGGGUAUUCCAUGUUUUGCUGCUCUUACAGACAUCCGAAUUAUAUCAAACAGGGUGAGCUCUUCAGAUUCACUGAUGAAGCGUUCAUCUGGUCGUCGUUCUCUUGGGAUAAGCCUCGCCAGGUCAAAUAGUUA
This is a messenger RNA of Aspergillus ochraceoroseus IBT 24754, 2114 nucleotides long. Its product is annotated as purple acid phosphatase family protein. Bases 475 to 1974 code for a protein of 499 amino acids. The record is from RefSeq and is a predicted model, not a curated record. The transcript has 5 exons. Lineage: Eukaryota; Fungi; Ascomycota; Eurotiomycetes; Eurotiales; Aspergillaceae. Gene Ontology annotation, molecular function: protein binding; metal ion binding; acid phosphatase activity.